This is a messenger RNA of Saccostrea cuccullata (small rock oyster), 951 nucleotides long. RefSeq names its product glutathione S-transferase P-like. Gene Ontology annotation, biological process: glutathione metabolic process. The coding region runs from base 115 to 810 and encodes 231 amino acids. Lineage: Eukaryota; Metazoa; Mollusca; Bivalvia; Ostreida; Ostreidae. The record is from RefSeq and is a predicted model, not a curated record. The transcript has 5 exons. Gene Ontology annotation, molecular function: glutathione transferase activity.
AAGCUAUCAACUGUAAGAUAUUUCUCUCAACGUUCUUCUAAAAUAUCAGUUCUUUCAUUGGGUUAUCAUCUUGAAACGAGAUUUUUCCAGGAAAUAAUUUUUCAUUCGUCCAAGAUGGGUGAUUGGGAGAUUCUGUACUACAAUGUCCCGUUUGCCGGGAGGGCAGAAUUUAUUCGUCUGGUUUUUGAGGAAGCAGGUGUGUCAUACACAGAGCCGAUGAAAACACACGAGGAGGUCCGAGAAACCAUCAUGCAGAAUGGUAUUGGGGGUUUUCCUGUGCUGCACCCGCCUGUUCUUAGAAGAGGUAAUUUCCACCUGGGACAGACGCCAGUAAUUUGUAAAUACCUCGGAGAACAAUUUGGACUUGUUCCUAAAUUGGAAGAGGAAAAGUUGCAAGCGGAACAAGUGAACAUCACCAUACAUGACUUUGUGGCAGAAGGGCGUCUGGCUUUUCACGGCAAACACUGGGUUGGUUCUUAUCACGACCAGAAGGAAGAAACACAGCCUUACAUUGAUUGGUUUGUCAAAGAGAGGCUGCCAAAAUGGCUGAAACAUUUUGAAGCUGUUCUGAAGUUUAAUAAGGGUGGUCAAGGUUUCUGUUUUGGAGCGGAAGUGACGUAUGUAGACCUGGCACUACUUCAGUGCCUCCGCGGAUGUGAAUCGUCCUAUUCUAAGGCGUAUGAAUCUGCUGAUUAUUGUCCCCUCUUAAAGGCAUUUAAGGCGCGGAUGGAAGCUCGACCAAAGCUAGCGGCGUACUAUAAAUCAGAAAGAUAUGCAAAGCACCCUCAGGAUACCAACAGUAUGAUGUAGGACGUCGGACAUUUUCAAUCAUAUAUCCUCGAUUCAUUUUGUGUUGUUUCCUUUCAUCUGUCUUGUUUACAAACAAAUUCGUCUUCUUAUGUUUGGUGGUAUUUUAUUAAGUUACAUAGAAAUAAACAGUUAAAAUUGCUA